Molecule: messenger RNA, 951 nt
Organism: Alternaria ethzedia
Lineage: Eukaryota; Fungi; Ascomycota; Dothideomycetes; Pleosporales; Pleosporaceae
Exons: 1
Coding region: 1-951 (316 amino acids)
Source: RefSeq, a predicted model, not a curated record
AUGUUGGAAAAGGCCCUCGGUCUGGCGAAGAAUGGUAGACCAAAAGCGGCGCCUUUUGUGAAAGCUUGGGAGCAUCAUCCGAUAGGUUAUCCCAGACUCUCUGAACAUAUCGCCUGCAAGCCAGAAAGUGGAAUAUAUCGGCGAUUUGAUGGACUCAACGCACGUCGUGUGCUGUACCUGCAAGCCGAACUCUGCGUCUUGGAAAAGAAAUUGCAUUUGAUUGAGAGGCAGGACAAGAAAGGGUCGAAGGGAAAACGAGCCGAGUACGCUAUCGAUUACCAAUGUAUGCUAGAAGAAGCGGAUGGAACGCAAUCAAAACAGAUUGAACUGAUAGGAAAGAUGCAAGAGAAGCUGAAUCAAUACAGUAAGCAUGCCGCCCUCAUACAGAACGUGGAUACUGGAAUGACGAGGAAUCUAGACAAAGCUCUCAUUCAGCUUUCCAUCCUUCAUAAGCUCAAAGCACCCGACCGAUUCGAUCUGUACAACAUCCAAGAGUUUCUUGAAAGUGAAGAGAUGGGGCCCAAUCAUAUGAACGGUGUCGAUGUGCGAACUUGGGGUACAACCACCGAUGCCGACAAUCACCCUCCAGACAUCAUAGCAGUGCAUCCACGCAACAUUGAAGACAAAUUCUCUCGGGUGGUGUCGGAACGCGCAAUAUACCUCUUCAAAUGCGGCCUGGGUCUCUUCACCAAAGGAAAUCGACAUCUGGGGCCGAAAGUGUACUAUGACACUACUGUGGCGAAGAUCACACUAUGGGUCAGCUCCAUGAUUGCUGCCAUGCUACCCAUCGCAUCCAUUCUGGUGCUGAUUCAGCUCGACAACUUGAAAGCGAAGCUUUGGACAAUCGCAGCCUUCAACGUAGGCAUGAGCUUUUGUUUGACGUUUUUUGCUAACGCCAAGCGAGCUGAAGUUUUCGCUGUGACAUCCGCGUACGUAGUAUGCGUUCAAUGA